Messenger RNA from Recurvomyces mirabilis, 372 nucleotides. RefSeq lists its product as uncharacterized. The record is from RefSeq and is a predicted model, not a curated record. Bases 1 to 372 code for a protein of 123 amino acids. Lineage: Eukaryota; Fungi; Ascomycota; Dothideomycetes; Mycosphaerellales; Teratosphaeriaceae. The transcript has a single exon.
AUGAAGGGCAGGAAAGAUUCGGGAUUUAGUGCUGAAACGGCCGUCUCUACGAGCUUCUCCCAUUCUUCCACGGCUGGGGAGAAUGGCGAGGUCAAGACGCGGGAUUUCGCUGCCAUGGCUGAGCAGGAGGAUGACGAGGGGAGUUCUGGAAAGCCUGGAAGGUCUGGUAAGCCUGUUAGGACGGCUGGGAGGAGUAAUGCGAUCGCGAACAAGGCUACCGAGACCCGGGAGAUGGCGGAAACGGCGAGGAAGACGCCACGAACUCCUGCAACGAGCGUAGCGAUCAAGGCAGGCAAAGACGACGGUCUCGUCUUCGGCCUGCGGCGUCUGAAAGUCACGGCCUUCUCGAAAGUGGCUGGAGGCAAAGCUUGA